Messenger RNA from Dibothriocephalus latus, 546 nucleotides. NCBI's taxonomy places the organism in Eukaryota, Metazoa, Platyhelminthes, Cestoda, Diphyllobothriidea, Diphyllobothriidae. The record is from the annotation of a GenBank genome assembly.
CCCAGUGGCAGUCUUUCAGGCGUCGUCAAGGAGCCCCUUUCCGUCAGCGCGUCGUUUGUGCCGGCUGCAGAACCGGACAUGCUUGAGGAGCCACCAGUGGCCGGUCCCUCCUCCUCCUCCUCCUCUGCGGUUUUGGUGUCAGAACAGCCGCCCGAACUGCCCUGCUUUCAACAGGCUCUCUUCACCCAGGAGAAGUUUCUUUCCCCGGCACCGCCGCGGAAGCCCACGGAGCUUAUGGCAUUUCAUAUCUUCCAGUUGGCCAAAUCCAUCGGCCUCUACGCACUGGGUCUGUACAACUCGUUACAUCCCUCCUGGCAGAGUCGGACCUACUCGCGUCACGUGACCUGGGUCAGUCAGCAGGUCUUUGAGAUCGGUCUUCCCGCGGCCUUUGUGCUCUAUCACUCCUGGCGUAACCACCUGAAUGCCGCCGAGCUGGCUGCUGUGGCCUUCCAACUCUCUCGAGAGCGUGACCGCACGGUACGCUGCUACGUUGUGCAACGACACCGCCCUCGGUGUCCGUUUACCGGUUCUCUGCUGGUCCUAUAA